GUCCACACAAGAUCAAGUUCAUCCCAGAGAUGGUGGGUCCCAUCCUAGAGAUGACUCUGGUCCCAGAGAUAGAGCUGAGGAAAGCUACCAUCCCCAUCUUCUUCGACAUGAUGCAGUGUGAAUUCCACUUCACAUGCAGCUUCCAACGGUUUGAGAAUGAGAUCAUCACCAAACUGGAUCACGAGGUGGAGGGGGGCAGAGGAGACGAGCAGUACAAAGUCCUCUUCCACAAGAUUCUGUUGGAACACUGCAGGAAACACAAGUACCUGUCUAAGAGUGGGGAGAGCUUUGUGAACCUGGUGGUUCGUCUGUUGGAGAGGCUCCUGGACUACAGGACCAUCAUGCACGAUGAGAACAAGGAGAACCGGAUGAGCUGCACCGUCAACGUCCUGAACUUCUACAAGGAGAUAGAGAGAGAGGAGAUGUACAUCAGGUACCUGUACAAGCUGUGUGACCUCCACAAGGAGUGUGAUAACUACACUGAAGCUGCCUACACACUGCUGCUGCACGCUAAGCUGCUGAAGUGGUCUGAGGAGCCGUGUGCAGCUCACCUGACCCAGAGAGACGGCUACCAGGCCUCCACACAAGGACAACUCAAGGACCAGCUCUACCAGGAGAUCAUCAACUUCUUCGACAAGGGCAAGAUGUGGGAGGAAGCCAUCGUACUAGGAAAGGAGCUGGCAGACCAGUAUGAGAAUGAGAUGUUUGACUUUGAGCAGCUCAGUGCCUCCUUGAGGAAGCAGGCUCAGUUCUACGAGAACAUUGUGAAGGUGAUCCGGCCCAAGCCAGACUACUUCGCUGUGGGAUACUACGGAGUGGGCUUCCCUUCCUUCCUCAGGAACAAGAUGUUCAUCUAUAGGGGAAGGAGUCGAGAGAGGAGAGAGGACUUUGAGGCCAGACUUCUCACCCAGUUCCCCAACGCGGACAAGAUGAAGACGACCACGCCGCCCGGCGACGACAUCAAGACCUCUUCCUCACAGUGCAUCCAGUGUUUCACCGUCAAGCCUGUUCUAGAACUCCCUUCAAAGUUCCAGAACAAACCCGUCUCUGAGCAGAUCGUCAGCUUUUACAUGAUAAAUGAAGUGUAUCAGUUUCAGUACUCCAGACCGGUGAGGAAGGGAGAGAAGGACCCAGACAACGAGUUCUCGAACAUGUGGAUCGAGCGAACCACUUACACCACGGCCUACAAACUGCCUGGGAUCCUGAGAUGGUUCCACGUCAGGUCUGUCUCCACGGAGGAGAUCAGCCCAUUGGAGAAUGCCAUGGAGACGAUGCAACUGACCAAUGAGAAGAUCAGCAACAUGGUGCAGCGUCACCUGAAUGACUCCAACCUUCCCAUCAACCCCCUCUCCAUGCUGCUCAACGGCAUUGUGGACCCCGCUGUCAUGGGCGGUUUCACCAACUACGAGAAGGCAUUCUUCACAGAGAAGUACCAGGGGGAUCACCCUGAGGACCAGGAGAAACUGGACAAACUGAAAGACCUCAUCGCAUGGCAG
This is a messenger RNA of Oncorhynchus tshawytscha (Chinook salmon), 1496 nucleotides long. Its product is annotated as dedicator of cytokinesis protein 1-like. Gene Ontology annotation, biological process: cell migration; small GTPase-mediated signal transduction. Gene Ontology annotation, molecular function: small GTPase binding; guanyl-nucleotide exchange factor activity. NCBI's taxonomy places the organism in Eukaryota, Metazoa, Chordata, Actinopteri, Salmoniformes, Salmonidae. The record is from RefSeq and is a predicted model, not a curated record. Gene Ontology annotation, cellular component: cytoplasm; plasma membrane.